This is a messenger RNA of Polychytrium aggregatum, 1773 nucleotides long. RefSeq lists its product as uncharacterized. The transcript is spliced from 7 exons. The record is from RefSeq and is a predicted model, not a curated record. Bases 6 to 1523 code for a protein of 505 amino acids. Lineage: Eukaryota; Fungi; Chytridiomycota; Chytridiomycetes; Polychytriales.
AACACAUGGCCUUAUGGCCGUACGGCGUGCAGCAGCUGGAGACCGCUGUGGCCAUUCUGGACCGUUUCAAGAAGUGGAAGAGCAUUGUUGAGGACUUGGCCGGGUUCUUUUCUGCGAUUCAGGGACUGGAGGGCGCCUCGGCCCGCGAGCACCGCCGCCGCUGUGUGCUUGUAGAUGCAGGUCCAAACAUCACAGCCGCUCUACAGGGAUCGCUGCGAGCAAUGGCGGAGGAGCACAGCAUGUGCGAGAAGAUCCUGGGCGACAGCAUCGCCAAACGGCUGCUGAACAUGAAGCACGAGAUACUCAAGAAUCUUCGGAGAUACAAGAACGAUCUCGACAAGCAGUUUUCUGUUAUCGCCAAGAUUAGAAACGAAACGGUGGCAUCGAUAGCCACACACGAGAAGAUCCACCGGGCACAGCUGAACAUCACCACAAACGGGCUAGAUCCGUGGCUGACGGAGCGCAUUCUGUACAGACAGCUGCAUGAGAUGGUGCAGGCCGAGAACAGAUUCCAGGAUAACGUCAAGAUGCUGAUUGCCGAGAUCCAGGAGUUUGACCGAACCGUGGUUGUCGAGCUUAAGCGCAUCUUUGAGGAGUACUCCCACAUCCGCACAAGGGCGCUGACGACGCUGAAUAACCAAAUGUGCCAAACCACCACGCUGGUCGAGCAAAUCGAUCCCACGGCCCCGUUCAAGGGAUUCUCGGAGAAGAAUUUCAACUUCCUCGAGUCCAGCAUCUGGGAUCGAGAGCGCAAGAUCGACGACUUUCCGUAUCUGUCCUCGGAAGUCAAGAUUGUCAAACAAGGCAUCAUGUUUCGGCCCGGCCGGAUCGUCAAGACAGCAUGGAAGCCCGCGCUGUUUGUCCUGACGGACUCGUCAUGGAUACACUGCUUCUCUGAGUUCCGACCCGGCGAGAGUUCUGAAAGCCUCGAUGCCGAGGAGCAGCGUGCGGUCUAUCAGAAUCUGACCAAGGCCACGACGCACUUUAGCGUGUGUCUCAGCCGCCCAAGAGUCACUGUCCAGAGGGUGGAAAGCAAAUCCUCGCUCUCGAUCUUUGAACUCGUGGUGCACAAGAAGAGAAAGCCCAAGCAUCUCUUUAGCGCCACCGAGUCGGUGAUGCGCUACGAAAUCAAGGCCAACAACGAAGAGGAGGCAGAAGAGUGGGUGUCUCUGUUGCAGAGGACCAUCGAGAGUUGCAUUCCGGACGGCCCUCCAAAGCCCCUGUUUCGGUCCCCAACGGAGCUGAUCGACUUUACCCGCCGUGGCAAGAGCGAGCACCCAUUCGAGCACGCCGGCGAAAGCCAAAGAACCAUCAAUGCCAACAUCCCGCCCGCGACAAAAGACGGCCAGCCCAGCGCCGAUCCUGUCGACGGCAGCGAGUCGAUUUACCACUCGCGGGCAUGCACCGAGCUGGCCAAUCCCGAGCAUGGCGAUGACCACAUGCUCGGCCUGCGGCAGCUGAAGGCGAUCCAGUCGGUGCCAGUGAUCUACAGCCACGGCAUUGCCGCAGCGGCGAAGGACUGAUCUCGCCGUCUGCACGCGGAGGGGUUCGCUGGCCUGCGGCUGUGCCUCAAGCGCAGCGAGCAGGCUAUGAUGCCGCCCGGGGAUUGGCACUCUCGACAUUCCGAUGCUGUCGAUCCGUGCGAUGGGGCUGCGGCAAAGCGAAAGAGCGGGUGCGGUGCGGAUGCGGUGCAUCCGCGGACCGAGCUGCCCUCUCGCACGGCACUCGACCCGCUCAAACGGAGACAGGACACGGCGUAUACAUAAAUUGGUG